AUGUCGGUCCUUACACAGGAUCGUGAGCGUCCACCAUCCGAGCGAAAAGGUUUAGAGAUCAACAGUUCACUGUAUCGUUCUACGCCGUACAUUGACGAGUUUGGCGUUUUGCGGGUUGACGGAAGAAUAGGAGCGGCUAAGCAUGCGGAGGUGGGAAUGAAGUUCCCAUCCAUUCUACCAAGAAGUCAUCGCGUCACGAGUCUCAUACUUCAUGCAUUCCAUCGAAAGUUCAAGCAUGCCAACUUCGAGACGGUUGUGAACGAAAUUCGGCAGCUGUAUCAUGUACCUCGACUCAGAGUGACUGUCAAGAAGAUCAGCAGUGAAUGUUUGAUUUGCAAGUUGCGCAAAGCGGUUCCUCAGAUCCCACGGAUGGCCCCUCUUCCACCGGCUCGUCUAGCAACGUUUGCUAGGCCGUUCACCUACGUAGGAUUGGAUUUCUUCGGACCACUGGUGGUAAAAGUCGGGCGAGGUAAUGCAAAACGAUGGAUUGCUCUCUUCACUUGUUUGACCAUUCGAGCUGUACAUUGUGAAGUAGUUUGUAGUCUAUCGACGGAAGCUUGCGUAAAGUCUAUUCGCCGUUUCGUGUGUCGCCGAGGUGCACCGGCAGAAAUUUACUCAGACAACGGCACCAACUUCCACGGUGCCGAACGUAUAUUGAUGAAGCAAAUUCAGCAGGGAGUUGCUGCAACCAUAACAAGCACGACCACCAAAUGGUUCUUCAUCCCACCAGCGUCACCCCACAUGGGUGGGGCGUGGGAACGUAUGGUGCGUUCAGUUAAGCAGGCAAUGCUGGGCGCCUACAAUUCCGACAGGAAACUGGAUGAUGAAUCUCUUUUGACGUUUGUCUCUGAAGCGGAAAGCAUGGUCAACAGCCGACCACUCACUUAUCUCCCUCUGGACGCAGAGGAAACCGAAGCAUUGACUCCGAAUCAUUUUUUGUUAGGAAGCUCAAGUGGUGUACGACAGCCGGUUGUUGAACCAACUGACAACUCAGCCGCCCUCCAAAAUACUUGGCAUUUGAUCAACCAUCAACUAGACGGCUUCUGGAAACGAUGGAUCCGCGAAAUGUUACCGACCCUAACAAAAAGGACCAAGUGGUUUGGUGAAGUGAAGAUGGUUAGCACUGGAGAUUUGGUGAUGAUCAUAGACGACAGUAAAAGGAACAACUGGAUCAGGGGACGCAUAGUGGAGGUAAUCAAAGGAUGUGACGGACGAGUCCGUCAGGCGGUAGUAAGAACUGCAGGGGGCUUGCUGCGCAGAUCUGUCUCUAAGCUAGCUAUCUUGGACGUCCUGGCUAAUGGUAAAAUUGGAACCGGUGGCCAAUGUUACGGGGGGGAGGAUGUUGCCUCUGGGCACACUGCUCCGAAUCAAACGAACGGAGUGUCGUCGACGCUUAACGAUGGCCUUGACAGGUCAAAAGCAGAUGAGGUCGAUGACGAGGCAAAAGCAUUGAAACCGGCAUGCAGAGAAGACUAG
Molecule: messenger RNA, 1476 nt
Organism: Aedes albopictus (Asian tiger mosquito)
Lineage: Eukaryota; Metazoa; Arthropoda; Insecta; Diptera; Culicidae
Exons: 1
Coding region: 1-1476 (491 amino acids)
Biological process (GO): DNA integration
Molecular function (GO): nucleic acid binding
Source: RefSeq, a predicted model, not a curated record